This is a messenger RNA of Clarias gariepinus (North African catfish), 5357 nucleotides long. It is a transcript of the gene fbxl4, whose product is annotated as F-box and leucine-rich repeat protein 4. The transcript is spliced from 8 exons. Gene Ontology annotation, cellular component: SCF ubiquitin ligase complex. The record is from RefSeq and is a predicted model, not a curated record. The coding region runs from base 417 to 2228 and encodes 603 amino acids. Lineage: Eukaryota; Metazoa; Chordata; Actinopteri; Siluriformes; Clariidae. Gene Ontology annotation, biological process: SCF-dependent proteasomal ubiquitin-dependent protein catabolic process. Gene Ontology annotation, molecular function: protein binding.
AACUAAACAACAUGAGAGCCAGCAGUGACACUUGAGUAUAAAUAAUAUUAACAAACAGUACUACACUGACUUAAUAAUAACUCCAGCCGUAUGUGUGACAGAGGACAGAGGGAGAUACGGAUGGACUUCCGGUUUCCGGAGUGGUAUUCGCUGUCAUGCAUGCAGCUCGGCCUGUAGGAAUGUAGACGCCACACCACCACUCCUCCGUGUCCCUCACGUGUUUCCCAGCGCCCCCCCCCCCCUUCUUUUUUUUUUUUACAUUUUUCAACACGUAGCUUAGUUUAUCAUAUAGUAAUCGAUACGUUAUAAUAAAAACAUGUCUAUACUCUCAUCCACAUUAAGCUCAAGCUGGGUUAUUAAUAUAAUGUUUAGAUCCCCCUUCACUUAGUGUAUUGCCUGUGCUUCGUGCCUUCCUUAUGCUCACUCUUCUGGGCGUAUCUUCCUUCGUGUUUUUGCAUUGGCGUCGGUGCAGGAGCGGCUCACGCGACGAUGCUGCGUUUCAAUGCGGUCGAGCAGCUCUCCCCAUCACCACCAAGACGGAGGCGGAGUUGGAUCAGUAUGCCAAGGAAGUGCUGGACUUCAGCUCGCAUUAUGGCGGCGAAGGGAGCAUGUCUUACACGAUGUGGAACGCAGCCGGAGCCCCCAGCGUCUUCCCGAGCUCGGGGGACUUCACGCACACUGCUGUGUUCCGGACGUACGGAUGCUGGUGGGAGGAUAAGCGUGUAGAGCAGAGGUUCAGCCGCACUCCGCGCUCCUUCCACAGCCGAGAUUUUCUCGAGGUGGCGUUCGAAGAGCAGGUUUUUCCCACCUCCAUCACCGUUCUGGAGACCUACCACCCCGGGGCAAUCGUCCAAAUCCUUGCAUGCUCACUUAACCCCUAUGCUGAAAACUACACUACUGAUGCCAGGUGGGAGGUGCUGUGGGCCGGGGAGCCCACCAAAGUCGGCAGUUCUCAGGCGCGCCGGUUUUGUCCCCCUAUUCGCCAGAUUAACUUUGCCACUAAUUUACUGCGUUUGGAAGUGAACAGCUCUUUAUUAGAUUAUUACACCGAGCUGGACGCCAUUGAGCUGCGCGGUGGGCGCAACCACGUCAGCAGCCUCACCACGCCCGUCAUCGCCAAAAUCAUACCCGACGGCGACAGAGUCAUGUCUUGCAACGAGGUCAACAUGGGCAACGGGUACUUCGACAAACUACCAUACGAGCUGAUCCAGUUGAUUGUGAGUCACCUGGCCGUGCCAGAUUUGUGUCGCCUGGCUCAGAGCUGCAAGCUCCUACAGCGCCACUGUUACGACCCGCUGCAGUACGUCCAGCUCAGCCUGCAGCCGUAUUGGUUCCGCUUGAACGAUCUGUCUCUGGCACACUUACAAUCCCGCUGUGCACUCCUUCAGCGCCUCAACAUGUCCUGGACCGGAAACAGAGGCGCCGUCACGGAUAGCGGAUUCUGCAGUUUUAUCAGGGCCUGUGGUGCAAACUUGGUGUGUUUGGAGCUGUCUUGUUGUCACUUCUUAAACGAAAUGUGUUUGGAGGUGAUCGCGCAGACCUGCGUCAGCCUCCAGGAGCUCGACCUUGCGUCGUGCGACCGUCUCGAACCUCUGGCGUUCAACCGAAUCGCUGAACUCGGACGUCUGCGCCGACUCGUCCUGUACCGCACCAAGAUAGAGCAAACAGCCAUACUGAGCAUCCUGACAUUCUGCAAUGAACUGCGACACCUCAACUUAGGCAGCUGCGUGAUGAUAGAGGACUUUGACGUGGUGGUGAGUGUGUUGAGCGCCCGUUGUCGUUCCCUCGUGUCUCUGGAUUUGUGGCGCUGCAGGAGCCUGAGCGAGCGCGGCCUCUCCGAGUUAGUGUCGGGCUGCAGCGCUUUGGAGGAACUCGACCUGGGGUGGAGCUCCGCCCUUCACAGUGGCUCCGCCCUCCACGGUGGAUCUGCCUCAUUCAGACAUGCAGCGCGUGGACUGAGCCGUCUGCGCAGACUCUACCUCACCGCUAACCGCAAUAUCUGUGACGCAGACCUGGAACAUAUCGCAACACACUGUCCUGCACUGGAGCACCUCGAUAUAUUGGGUACGCGAUUGGUGAGUCCGGCCGCUCUGCGCAAGCUGCUCCAGUCGUGUCCCCGCCUGCGUCUGCUCGACGUUUCCUUCUGCUCGCAGAUUGACGCACGGACUGUACAAGAGCUCAGUGCGCUUUUCCCAAACGUCUCCAUCAAAAAGAGUUUCACUCAGUGACGCCUAAACUUAAACCCUACAGACACUAGGACCCUGUGGUCUGGUACUCACACAAUAGACACCACAAUGAGCACAAACACAAAAGUGAUGCACUGGGUGAAAGAAAGCGCUGAAGUACAUACUCACACUCGCACUCACUUACACACUCACUCACACACACAAACCUAUAUUUGAAUCAGUGCAUUCUGGUUGGCUGAGAGCAGCAGUGGAGUAAGUGGUUGCACAUAUCUAUAUGUCCAUCACAGUGCUGAGUAGCGACGUGUGUGUCAUUGUGCUUUCAGUAACAACCUGCAGUAUUUUACAUUGAGCUCUUAUGGCCUGAAAUAUGAACAAGUUUUAAAACAUUUGACAAUAAUGAACAUAAGUAACAGGUAUUGCAGUUCAAAUAGAAGUGAACAGUCAUUGUCUGGAUUAAAAGACUUGAUGCCGUGUAGGGAAAAAGGAACUCAAGUGGAAAUCUUGCAGAUAUCUUUUCAUCUUUUUCUCAAGUGCAUGCAGGUGAAGAUUUAAAGAAAUCACUUGUUGAAUUGAAUAAAGGUAGCGAUUCCGGUGUAGUUUAGUGAAUAUUAGGUUGUUUUCACAUUAAGCACGAUUGGUUCGUACCGUCUCCAGGAACAAUUGCUCCCCGACUGGCCAGCGUUCGCAUUAUUUUUGCUCUCCGUUCACGGGUACGCUUAUGUAUUUUCACUCUCUGAUACAGCACCUACUUGGUUUGUGAUCAGCUUGUGGUUAUCCAAAUUUCUGAAAAAAUGUCAAGAGUAAUGCUCUCGCGUGCAUUCCUACUGUUCCUACUGUAUCAGCUAUGGAUGUGUAGGUCAGAGGAUGAGAUGACACGUAGAUUCCGGAGAAGACGACGACAUUGCAUCCGAUGAUAUCGCAUCUAAACAGCAACGUAAUUCCGUUCUCAGGUACGAUUUGCUUCCAUACCUGAUUCGAUACCUCUUUUCACUGAUCAAAAUAAACUAGACUUUGGGUUCAGAUGUUCUCAGAAACCAUCCCAGGCCUAAUGUGAAAACGCUCCUAAAAAGGAAAUGCAUUAACCAAGUCCCAUUUUUUUUUUUUUGAGUGAAAAACAUAGUGUCCACAACUACGUAUAUAACUGCACAAUUUUCAUUAUUAUUAAUAUAUAAAGGCUUUUUUUUCUUUUUUGUUUACUGUUUUUUUGUUUACUUGUUUUUUUAAUAGACUGCCCCCUAGUGGAUAUGCUUAUAUUAUUUUUGAAGGCACAUUUAAAAGAAUCCCUUUGUGCCUAGCUGCAAGUACAUCCAAGUAGAUCCUAGUAAGGAAUUAUAGGAAAUCAAAUUGAUUUUCUGUUAAGUGCAGCAGAUUCCUGAAUCCAAUCUGUCACUACUUUGUGGAAACAGGAGAUGAUGAUAAUAACACUAUAAUAAUCGGCGUAUCAUACCCAACAGCAUGAGGCGAUUUCUGCGUAUGGAAUACGGUAUAAAAACACUUUUUAAUAGACAUGCAAAGAUUUUUUUGACAAAAUCAAUAAAAAUCGAUACACAAAUUUAAAUGUUGAUUAGUUGAUGAUGUCAUCGCUCUUGAUUCUGGUGAGAACUGUGAACACUCUGACAUGGAGCUGUCAGACUUACUGGAGUGAAGUGAGUAAUAGCACGAUGGCAAACGCCUUAACAGGCAAAAAACGUGUGGGAACAUUUCGCUCUGAACUCAAACAAAACAGCUUUUAAAAUCAGAGGGAAAGACUUUGUGCUGGCGGAGACGAGGCCAAGCAGUGCUUUGUGAAGGACAAGUAAGUGGGAAAAGAUUCACAUGUGGAUAAUUACUGACGGUGUGUUGCUGUGAGCCGGGCUUUUAUUUUCAGUUCUCCUUGAUGAACCUUUUUUAGUGAGAUACACACACACACACACACACACACACACACACGCCUUAUUGCUGGCUAUAAAGGUCUAAACAAGCGUUUUUGCUUUCACGCUGUUGUGCUCUCCAUGUUUUUCAGCUCACAGCAACACACACACACACACACUAAUUAGAUAUAUUCUCCUUAUGUAUGUUUCUUCUCCCCACUUACUUUACUCUCAGGCCUUUCACACUUCACUUCGCUUGACCCCGCACCUGCCACUUGGCCACGCCCCUUCACCGCAGACUGGUGCUCAGUUUUCUUAACAUUUCAACUUAACUCCCAUAAUUACCAUGCGCCAUUUUUACUUUUUAAUUAUUAAUUAUAUUUUAUUGCUGGUUCUUUGCUUUUCCUUGGCUUUAGACUUUGAUUUAUCAAAAAAAUAAACAUCAAAAAACAUAUUUUUUUUUAAAAAGUUUUCAUCUUUAUUAUGUUGAUUGUUGGUUACCACAGGGACAAAACAACCUCAAGCUGAUCGCUAAACAAGAGUUAUUGAGUAAUUGUGCCAUUUGUAAUCUGAUUCAUCUUUAAUUUUUUUCUCUUUUUUUCUUGCACACGGCUUAAAACGAUUAGCGCUAUCCUCACGUUAAUGUUGCAGACAUAAUGGUAACCCCCCACCACCCCCCCCCCCCACCACCACCAUAACUUCCUCAUAGAUCUGUCUCAACGAUUUGCUGGAAAAUUAAUAAACUGGAAUAAACUUAUCUGCACCGCUAUCACUAUCAUCUGCAACACUAACAGGACAAACACUAAAAACUAGAUGUUACCUGAAAUGUUUGAGGGUGCUGAUUAGAAGUGGCUGUACAGGACGUACAGUACACACAACUGCUGUGAUUUUUUUAAGUGAAUAGAGUUUUUUAUUAGUGAUUAAAUCAAAAUACAGCAAUGCAUAUUAAUUUUUGGACAUUUUGAAGAUUGAAAUGGUAAAUGAAGUGUUGGACAUGCAGUCUGAGAAGCUCUCGGACAUCCGAUCCGUGUUUCGAACUCAGCUCUGUACUGCUGCUGAUUUUAUUAAUGCGUCAUGUUAGGGUUAAUUAAGCAUUGAAAAUUAAGUUUGUUGGAUUAUUUAUUCAAGAUUUGAAUUCCAUAACACGUGCCAUGAACAAUGUGUGUGUGUGUGUUUACUGGAAGGUCUUCCAUUUCCUUCAAAAUAACAUGCUGAAUACCAGUGUCAGUGCCUUAUGUUGAAGAAUAGAUCCUGUGUGUGUGUGUGUGUGUGUGUGUAUGAGAAAUACAGUUGCGAGUUUAAUAAAUAUGAACAAUACAGA